AUGGCUGCUGAUUUAGUAUGUAAGUCCUUGAAGAAAGGGUUGCCUACAAAAUUUCAGUUUGGGAUUGGUGGUGGUUUGUGAGUUGGUUACUUCCAUAUAAAGGGAAGGUGAGAGUUGUAUUGUGUGGUGAGGUUAAAACAAGAUGGGAGAGACGGCAGAUUCAGAGAAGAAAGAAAGCAUCAAAGUUGAUGAAGAUGAGCACAAAAAGGAAGAGAAAGUUAAAGACAAGAAGAAGGAGAAGAAGGACAAGGACAAGGAAGGUAAGGGUAGUGAAGAGAAGGAGAAGGAUAAUAAGGAGAAGAAGACAAAGAAUCCUGAAGACAAGAAUGACCCUGCAAAACUCAGGUCUAAGCUUGAAAAGCUUGAGACCAAAAUGCAAGCUCUGGCUCAGAAGAAACAGGAGAUUUUGAAUCUGCUCAAGCAAGUUGAAAACAACAAUACUCCAACUGAUUCUGCCUCUGCCUCUUGAGUGGAAUUAAUUUGU
Molecule: messenger RNA, 484 nt
Organism: Tripterygium wilfordii
Lineage: Eukaryota; Viridiplantae; Streptophyta; Magnoliopsida; Celastrales; Celastraceae
Product: nucleolar protein 56
Exons: 1
Coding region: 143-469 (108 amino acids)
Source: RefSeq, a predicted model, not a curated record